Molecule: messenger RNA, 504 nt
Organism: Benincasa hispida (wax gourd)
Lineage: Eukaryota; Viridiplantae; Streptophyta; Magnoliopsida; Cucurbitales; Cucurbitaceae
Source: RefSeq, a predicted model, not a curated record
AUGAAGAAUUGCAACUCAGUGAUAACUCUAGUUGAACCUUAUUUGAAGCUCACAAAGGACCAUGAAGGAAAGAAGGUCAACAACACUCUCUAUAAGCAAAUCCUUGGAAUCUUGAUGUACUUAAUAGCUACAAGGCCUAAUAUUAUGUAUGUUGUGAAUUUAAUUAGCAGGUUUAUGGAAUCUCCAACUGAGCUUCAUCUCCUUGCUGCCAAAAGAAUCUUACGUUACUUAAAAGGGACUCUUAGUCUUGGCAUACUUUAUCAAAAAGGAGAAAAACUAAACCUUGUUGGUUUUAGCGAUAGUGAUUAUGUAGGAGAUUUAAAUGUUAGAAAGAGUACUUCAGGGUAUGUUUUCAUGUUGUGUUCAGGAGCUAUCUCAUGGUCUUCUAAGAAACAACCAAUUGUCACAUUAUCUACCACUGAAGCUGAACUUGUAGCAGCAACAUCAUGUGCAUGUCAAGCCAUUUGGUUGAGGAACAUUCUUGAGAAUUUACAUUAUAGGUAA